AUGCAAUCUGACCUGAUCACGUUAUAUACUAAAGUAGUUGCAAAUCGGACACAAAAAGGAUGGCCCCUAAAUUUCGAAAAAAUACAUUUCGUACAUUGUACGUGUAUGAUAGCGCUAUGUAUGUACCUGCAUAUCGGAAUGGUGUAUGGCUCCGAUGGAUGGGGGCAGGGGUUGGUGGGAUAUAAGAGCAGCGAAAAAGCGCUACGGCGAGGACAGCAUGAGUGA
Laccaria bicolor S238N-H82 is the source of this 225-nucleotide messenger RNA. RefSeq lists its product as uncharacterized. The coding region runs from base 1 to 225 and encodes 74 amino acids. The transcript has a single exon. NCBI's taxonomy places the organism in Eukaryota, Fungi, Basidiomycota, Agaricomycetes, Agaricales, Hydnangiaceae. The record is from RefSeq and is a predicted model, not a curated record.